Molecule: messenger RNA, 183 nt
Organism: Aspergillus fijiensis CBS 313.89
Lineage: Eukaryota; Fungi; Ascomycota; Eurotiomycetes; Eurotiales; Aspergillaceae
Exons: 2
Coding region: 1-183 (60 amino acids)
Source: RefSeq, a predicted model, not a curated record
AUGUCGCGGAAGACCUUGGCUUGCAGAAACCUGCAUUGCUCGGGGGUCCCUUCCAAUAUGAUUUAUGCUGCCUGGAGCACCCCUGAUGUUCGAAUGACCACACUAAAGAACAACAGCAGCACCACCACCACCACCACCACCACCACCACCAUCAAGACAACCACAAUCAUCAACCCCGAAUAA